This is a messenger RNA of Centruroides sculpturatus (bark scorpion), 3032 nucleotides long. RefSeq names its product slit homolog 1 protein-like. Gene Ontology annotation, cellular component: extracellular matrix. Lineage: Eukaryota; Metazoa; Arthropoda; Arachnida; Scorpiones; Buthidae. Gene Ontology annotation, molecular function: protein binding. The coding region runs from base 283 to 2646 and encodes 787 amino acids. The record is from RefSeq and is a predicted model, not a curated record. The transcript has 2 exons.
AUAUCUAUUCUAUUUACGCCAAUGUUCCAAUUUUCACGUAAAGCCUGAGAAUGACCUAGAGUAGGUGGAAGACGUUAGUUUUCAGUAAAACUAUCUCGGCAACAAGAGAGGAAAUGUCGAUUCAAUGUCACCGACGUCAUAAUUGAUCGUGUUGUCGACGUAGCAGCAGAAAAGAUAUCGACUAUUGCCAGUUCGGAAUUGUGUUUUAUUGUUAAUUCAUUUCUGAGGAUCGUACUUCUGAGAUUCGUCUGUCGAUGUAAUUGCAAGACUCAUUUGGACGAGAUGAGGUGGGUUAUCUUUUCGCAAUUCCUAUUUUUAGUGGUUAAUUCCUGUCAAGAGUUUUGGCAACAUUGGAGAAAUGUUUCUUGUACGUCAUUGGCAAACAGCUGCCACGAAUCAAAGAACUUUUCCCGCGUUGAAAUAUUCAAUCAAAUCUUAUCCAUAGAGUGCGGAGAGGAAACAAUUGACUCUGAUUUGAUGCGAUGUUUAGACGUGAAAAAUGUUCAAGAAAUAAAAUUUACAUAUUGUUUUCUGUCGGGGAUUGACUUUGGAAUCUUCACUUUCGGAUAUGGAAUCGAACACGUCCAGAUAUAUAACCAUUUCUCGCAUAAAAGAAACUUCGAGAGCGCUUCGUUUAAUGACAUGUACUCUCUGCGAUCUGUCGUAAUACGACACGUGAAGACUUCGGAACUUUUAAAUGUAACAUUUCACAAUGUUCCAUCGCUGACUUCAUUGAGAAUCAAAUGGUAUAACUUCAGUUUAUUUUCGAACAAACCUUUUCGAGAGUUAAUUAAUCUCUCCGAAUUAUACAUCGUGGAUGGAGAGUUAAAAGCUUUACCAGAAGAUAUAUUUUAUAAUCUUCAAAAUUUGACAAAACUUGAUUUAAAUGACAAUAAAAUUGAAUCGAUUCAUCCACUUGUCUUUCGAAAUCUCACCAAACUCCAAUUUUUGGAUUUAGGAUCGAAUCAAAUAAAGUAUUUACCAAGUGACAUGAUAAAAGGUCUUUCUAAUUUAAGGAUAUUUUCUAUUCAUGGAAAUCGUAAAUUAUCAGAAAUUCCGUCCGGAUUCUUUAAGAAAAUGCACAACUUGACUCAUUUUUCUGGAUGGGGUUGUUCUAUUUCUUCACUCGAAGAAGAUGUAUUUUCUGACUUGAUUAAUUUGAAAAUCCUCUAUAUAGAUUCCAACCGAAUUGAACGUCUCCUGCCAAAUCUUCUGAGAAAUAACAAACGACUUGCACAAUUUUUCUGCUCGUUUAAUAAAAUAUCGACACUUCCGACAGGAAUUUUUCACGGACUUUCUGAACUGCGAGAGUUACGUUUGGAGGAAAACCGGUUAGAAAAUCUUCCCGAAGACGUUUUUCAGAAUUUGUCGUCAUUGCAAAGACUCCGUUUAUCAAGAAAUCGCCUAACUUGUUUAUACGAUAACAUCUUUCUCCCGUUGACUAAUUUAACGCAUCUCGAUCUAUCUGGCAACAAUCUGACUGAAAUUAUCGGUGAGCAUCCUUUUGGCAGCAGCAAGCAUCUAACUCAUCUGAAUUUAAAUAAUGCAGGUUUGACACAAUGGCCGGUGAUAAAUUGGACAGAAUACAACUUGAGGUACGUCAGAUUCUCACAUAAUCAUUUUGAAACCGUCAAAUUGCCAAUUUACACACCAAAUCGCAUGAUAACUUUUCUGUUUGACUGUAAAAUCCGAACAAUUUAUUUGGAUGAGUGGAAAUAUGGAUUUCAAAUGCCGACUUAUCAUUUAAGUAAUAACGAAAUUAAUUGUGACGACGAACUGCAGCAAUUCGUUUCUGUCUUUAAGUCAAAUAUGGAAGUGGCAAAGAGAAUAUUUCCAAAUAUAGAGAAGACGAAAUGUUUCGGAGAAGAAAGAAAUUUGCUGGAUAAUACAUCUCUCGUACUCAUAGGAAAUUAUUGUCCGAUAGAAUGCGAUUGUUCUGCCCAACAAUUUCACGUGAUGGUCAAUUGUUCCGGAAGGAGAAUCGGCGGAUUUCAUAAAAUUCUCCGGAGGAUUCCCAAAGUUCUCGUCCCCAAUGCGACGAUUGUCGACUUGAGUAAUAAUUAUAUACAAGAGUUGUCGAAUGUCGAUUGUGUGACGUGGAAAAACGUCACCCAUUUGCGUCUGACUAAUAAUUCAAUAAGUAACAUUUCUGAUUAUUUUUUUUUGUCGAACGUCAAGUUUUUGUGGUUGGACGGAAACCGGUUAACCGAAUUACCUUCCGGUUUAAUGAACCUGAUCGACGUUUCGCCGAAAUUUCAGAUUUACUUGUCCAGAAACAAUUGGAAUUGCCAUUGCCAUUCGCAAUUUACUAAGGACUGGUUGCUUAGAAACCGACAGAAGAUUGCAGAUUUCUCUAAUAUUUUCUGCGUGGGAUUUAAUUCGUCUUCUGUGUCGUUUAUCGAAAUUCUUUCUAAUGAUCGAUGUAAACAAAUUCGAAACGAUAAUUUGACGUCGUCAAUAGAUGUGCCUUCCGACGAAGUUAGUUCUGUGCUUAAAUGGAAAAUCGCAGUGUCUGUUUUUACUUCGCUAAUGUUAUUAGGUGUGAUUAUUGUUGCUUUCUUUGCUUAUUGCCGCAGAAAAGAAAGUGUCGAGAAAGUGUCGAAGACUAAAGAUGAAGAAGUGAUAUAUCAUAACGUUUACACCUGAUAAUUUCUGUAAAUGAUAUUAUUAAAACUCCACAUAAUUAAACGCUUUAACGAAUAAUUUUUCGCAAAUUGCUAUUAUUUUUCAUUUGUUUCUAUUGAAAUUAAUUUUUUAUACUUUGAUUAAUUAUAAUGUUUGAAAUAUUAAUUCUGUAUUUUUUUGUACAUUUUGUCUACGAAUUAUAUCAUAAAAUGUAUAAUUAUUGCAUAAUAAAGCCGUAACUUGAGCAUAAAUAAAGAGUGAACUUCGAUAAUUAAACAAUAUUUUCUGUACAGAAAGUUUAAAAUGGAAGUAACAUUUUUUCAUUCAGAAAAAGUAUCAUUAAAUUUGUAAUUUCUACAACAGAUCGUUGACGGUUUUGUAGUUUUAUGUAGCAUUAAAUUGACUUC